Canis lupus familiaris (dog) is the source of this 2330-nucleotide messenger RNA. It is a transcript of the gene FGA, whose product is annotated as fibrinogen alpha chain. NCBI's taxonomy places the organism in Eukaryota, Metazoa, Chordata, Mammalia, Carnivora, Canidae. Gene Ontology annotation, biological process: blood coagulation; platelet aggregation; platelet activation. The transcript is spliced from 5 exons. The record is from RefSeq and is a predicted model, not a curated record. Gene Ontology annotation, cellular component: fibrinogen complex. Gene Ontology annotation, molecular function: signaling receptor binding; extracellular matrix structural constituent. Bases 106 to 2118 code for a protein of 670 amino acids.
CAAACCUCCUUGCAGAUUUAAAAAGGAUAGGAACUAAGAGUGGAGGCAGUCUUCCUUUCUUUCAGCUGGAGUGCUCCUCAAGAGCGAGCUCCACCCUUAAAAAAGAUGUUUUCUGCGAAGAUCUUGUGCCUGGUCCUGAGUGUGGUGGGCACAGUCUGGACCACAAAUUCCAAAGAAGGUGAAUUUAUAGCCGAAGGAGGAGGUGUACGUGGCCCAAGAAUUGUGGAAAGACAGCAAUCUGCCUGCAAGGAGACAGACUGGCCCUUCUGUUCCGAUGAAGACUGGAACUACAAAUGCCCUUCUGGCUGCAGGAUGAAAGGGUUAAUCGAUGAAGUCAAUCAAGAUUUUACAAACAGAAUAAAUAAGCUCAAAAACUCACUCUUUGACUAUCAGAAGAACAAUAAGGACUCUAGUUCAUUGACAACGAAUAUAAUGGAACUUGUGAGAGGGGAUUUUGCCACUGCCAACAAUAAUGAUAAUACAUAUAGCCAAGUGUCAGAAGAUCUGAGAAGCAAAAUUGAGAUCCUGAGGCGCAAAGUCCUAGAACAAGUACAACACAUCCACCUUCUACAGAAAAAUGUCAGGGAUCAGCUGGUAGAUAUGAAACGACUAGAGGUGGACAUUGAUAUUAAGAUCCGAUCUUGCCAAGGGUCAUGCAGUAGGGCUUUAGAGCGUAGGACAGAUCUAAAGUACUAUGAAGAUCAACAGAAGCAACUUGAACAAGUCAUUGCCAAAGACUUACUUCCACCUAAAGACAGGCAAUACUUACCACUGCUAAAAACGAGCCCAGCUCCAAAUAUGCUUCCUGGGGACUACAAGAGCCAGCUUCAGGAGGCCCCUCUGGAGUGGAAGGCACUCAUGGAAAUGAAGCAGAUGAAAAUGACUCUAGAGAGGCUUGAUAGAGAUGGGAAUGCCCGAGGAGACACUCCAUCUCAUGGAACAGGAUCAGUGCCUGAAAGCCCCAGGAACCCUGGGAGCUCCACCCCUGGAAGUGCUGGCACUUGGAACCCUGGCAGCACUGGACCUGGCAGUGCUGGUCCUUGGAGCUCUGGGAGCACCAGGCCUGGCAGCACUGGGCCUGGUAGUGCUGGUACUUGGAGCACCAGGCCUGGCAGCACUGGGCCUGGCAGUGCUGGUACUUGGAGCUCCGGGAGCACCGGGCCUGGCAGCACUGGACCAGGCAGUACCGGUACUUGGAGCUCUGGGAGCACCGGGCCUGGCAGCACUGGACCAGGCAGUACCGGUACUUGGAGCUCCGGGAGCACCGGGCCUGGCAACACUGGACUGGGCAGUACUGGCACUUGGAGCUCCGGGAGCACCGGGCCUGGCAACACUGGACCGGGCAGUACUGGCACUUGGAGCUCUGGAAGUUCUGACUCCGAAAGCUUUAGGCCAGGUAGCGUAGGGCAUGGGAACACCAGGCCUACCAACCCAGAGUGGGGGACAUUUGAAGAGGUGUCAGGAAGUGUGACUCCAGGGUUAAAGAAUGAGUUCCACACAGGUAAACUGGUCACUUCUAAAGGAGAGAAAGAGCUUCUUAUUGGUAAUGAGAAGGUCACCUCUGGUAGCACAACCACCACUCGUCACGCAUGCUCUAAAACUGUUACUAAGACCGUUAUAGGUCCAGAUGGUCGCAAAGAAGUGACAAAAGAAGUGGUAAACUCCGAAGAUGGUUCUGAUUGUGGUGACUUAUCCCAUACUUUUGCUGGCAGCCUAGAUGAUCUCCAUGCUAGGCACCCUGAUCUAGAGCGUUUCUUUGGCACCUCAAUUGUCAAAACACCUCCAGGUAUACUUUUACCCUCGCGUAAAGAGUUUGAACAUAAGACCCACAUUAUGGGCUCAGAUUCUGACAUAUUCACAAACAUAGGGACACCUGAGUUCCCUUCCAGUGGUAAAACUUCAAGUCACAGCAAACAAUUUGUGACCAGUAGUACGACUUACAACAGAGGAGACUCCGCAUUUGAAAGCAAGAGCUAUAAAGGGGCAGGUGAGGCCGGAACGGAAGCAGAACGUGAAAUCUUCAGAGGAGAAUAUAGCAUCAAAAGAGGCCAUGCUAAAGCUCGCCCUGCCAGAGGUAUCCGCACUUCUCCUUUGGGGAAGCCUUCCCUGACCCCCUAGACUAAGUUCUCUAUUCUUGCAAUGCCUCCCAUGGCACCUUGAACCUCUUUCCUAGCCCUCUAUGACACUUUAUAGAAAUUACACCUUUUGUUUGUUUGUGUUUGGGGACUAGACUGUAAGUUCCAUGAGGGCAAGGGUUUUGUCUAUCAUGUGUAUUCCUAAAUGCCCAACAGUGCAGAGAGUCAUCACUCAAUAAAUGCAUGUCAAAUGAA